CGUUCUCUCUCUUCUGCAACUCAAAGCAACCCUCCAAAUUCCUAAUCCCUAAUUCUUUCCCUUUCCUCGACGUCUUCUUCUUCUCUCCUCCUUUCCUUCUCUGCAUCAUACUGAUGAAUACCCUUUCGAGUUUGGAUUCAAAACUUGACAAUCGAACCUACUGUCUACCUGUUGUUCAACGAAUACAGUUUUUUCAGUCCCAUCUUCGCAUAAAAGUCCAAGUUUAUUGAAGAAACACAGAUCCUACGGCUGUGUUUGAAUUUGUAAGUUAUUCGGACGGUGUAGAUCAUCAUUCACACGGAUUGAGGUUUGAAAUUGUGUUUCUCUUCUUUGCCCUCAUCCUCCGAUGAAGUCUUUAAAGCCAAACCAUUUCUCCUUCCCUCUCCGUUGUGCAUCUGCGUUGUUCUUCCGGGUAUUAGUUAUUAAAGAAACGUUUGCUGUUGUUUCAAGAGAUCCGGUCAAUGGAGAACCCUCCCAUCACUUCUCUUAAUGAAUUGGAUGUAACCAAGACAUACGUGACUAUUAAAGUUCGCAUACUUAAGCUUUGGAAGCUACUAUCAUUUAAAGUCAAGAAUGCUAUUCAUGCGGUCGAACUGAUCCUAAUGGAUGAGGAGGGUACCAAAAUUCAAGCAAGUGUUGGUGGUAAUUAUCUUGUAAAGUAUGGAAGAUUGCUGGUAGAAAAGAGUUGUGUCAUGGUUACUAAGUUUGAUGUUGGUGACAACGUAUCUCCGUACCGCCCAACCAACCACAAACAUAAACUGUUUUUCAAUUUCUCUACCGACGUCAGAAGCAUUGAUGACUUUGGUGGUUCAAUUGAUGGAUUCUCUUUUACAUCAUUCGAUGUUCUUCGUAAUCGUCGUAUUCCGCAAGACUCUCCUGUUGAUAUCAUUGGUUAUGUUGAUGGUUGGUUUCCUAUGGUUGAUCAUACCAGCAGUAAUGGGAGAGUGAACAAAAAAAUGAGCUUACAACUUCGUGACUUAGAGUUCCUUAAUGUUUAUUUGACUUUGUGGGGAGAAUAUGCGGUCCAAAUGUCGAAGUUUUUGGAACAGAAACCGGGUGAUGUGUUUGUGAUAUUGCAGUUUGGAAGAUAUAGCUUUCAUGAAGGUAAGGCAUACGUGUCCAGUUCUUUUCAGAACAACAAUUUGUAUCUGAAUGAAGGUAUUGAUGAGCUAAUUGAUUUCCAAAAGAGGUUACUUGAAAGAAGACCGGAUGUUGGUUCUUUUAGCCGUCCUUUUGGUUCAUCUCAAACUGGCAGAACUGUUCAUGAAGAUUUUUUGGUUGGAACUGCUUUCAAGACGAUAGACGAGCUUAAUAAAAUUCAGGAGACAAUGAAUGUGAUUGUGCUUGGUACAGUGAUAAGCUUCCCUCCUGGUGUUGAGUGGUAUUACAAUUCUUGUAAGGAUUGUAUGAAGAAGGUUAGUGUGCUGUAUUUUGUAAAUGAUGGAGAGGAUGGAUUAGAUUUAAGUGAUGAGAAGCAGACAGUUCGAUGCAUAAAUGAUGUUUGCAAUGAAAAAGGUGUUUCUGUGGUUCCCCGGUUGAAACUUCAACUUAAGUUACAAGAUUCUACUGGUAUUGCAUCUUUAACUUGCUUAGAUCAUGUUGCUCGAAAAUUACUUGGAAAGACUGCUCAAGAGUUGGUUGAUAAGUUUCUUGAUGGUGAAACGGAUAAAUUGCUACCGGAUGAAAUUAGUAAUUUGGUUGGAAAAAAGAUGGCGUUUAAGGUUGAGAUUUCUCACUUUAAUGUGAACAAUCACUACAAGUCAUUCACUGUCAAAAGAUUUUCUGGUGAUCCUGAAAUCAUUUCUCAGCUUGAAUCAAAGAUAGGGAUUGACCAUGUUGCUCUUUCAAACUCUAUGAAUCUCUCAUCUGGUGAUUUUGCAAGUGUUGAUACUGUUGAUUUGAAGGAUGAUUCUCCGAUGUCAAUGAUUGGUUCAAGUGCUGGAUCAAUAUCUUUGGUUACCAAAAAUGCUGAGAAGAUAAGUGAACAUUCCGAGUUGAAGCGUAAUCUUGGGGAGUCUUAUGAUCAUGAGGAGUCAGCAACCAAAGUGGCUUUAGGUUGCAAUGAAGAAUUGAACACUUAUAGCAAAGACAAGCGCAAGACCAGAAAAUAUAGUGCUAACCAGAAGGAUUCUAUACCAUUCAACAAUGCUUUUGAGACUCCGGUUUCGUUGAUUGAUUCAAGUGCUGGUGGUAUGGCUUUACGUAACAAGAGGCCAGGAAAGAUGAAGGCACAAUUUGAGCUGAAGCGUGUUCUUGCUGAAGAUUUUGAUCGUGACGAAUCUGGAAGUAAAGAUCCUUUAUCUUUGAAUGAAGGCUCUAAGUCACUUUUGAUUCCCAAGAAGGAAAAAUGAUCACAUCUAUUCAUUGUUAAGACAAUUAUUAUUCCAUGUUUAGGAUAUCUAUUAUUUGUUUUUGAAAACUUAUGUUGAUUAAGUAACUUGAUGUAGGUAUGAUGGUUGUGCCUUUUGGAUUUGGUUAUUUAAAUUUAU
Molecule: messenger RNA, 2489 nt
Organism: Helianthus annuus (common sunflower)
Lineage: Eukaryota; Viridiplantae; Streptophyta; Magnoliopsida; Asterales; Asteraceae
Product: replication protein A 70 kDa DNA-binding subunit E-like
Exons: 14
Coding region: 462-2351 (629 amino acids)
Biological process (GO): DNA replication; DNA repair; DNA recombination
Cellular component (GO): nucleus
Molecular function (GO): DNA binding
Source: RefSeq, a predicted model, not a curated record